GCGUGUGUGAGAAGCUUAGUGAGUGUGAGCGCGGUGAAAGGAAAGGCUGUCUAAUCUUUGUAUCCAAAGGUGUCCAAGGAUGACAGGAGGCUUGAAGGGGCUGCUGCUUUUGUCUCUGUGUCUUGUGGUGUGGACAGUGCCAAUAGAUCGCAACCAAGACCCUCCCCAUGAGGAGAGAGCAGAGGAGAAUGCGGAUACUGGUCUGUACUAUGACCGUUACCUCAGAGAGGUGAUUGAGGUGCUGGAAACUGACCCUCACUUCAGAGAAAAACUUCAGACUGCCAACACAGACGACAUCAAGAAUGGGCGCCUCAGCAAGGAGUUGGAUUUGGUGGGCCACCAUGUGAGGACGCGACUGGAUGAGCUGAAGAGGCAAGAGGUCUCACGCCUCCGGAUGUUGCUGAAGGCUAAACUGGACAGCACCAACGCACAGAUUGUUCAGAUGGAUCACAUCUCCUUGUUGAAGCAGUUUGAACAUCUGGACCCUCAUAAUCAGAACACAUUUGAAGCCAAAGACCUGGAGCUGCUUAUCGUAACGGCCACUAAAGAUCUUGAGAAUUACGAUGCGGAGCGUCACGAGGAGUUUAAGCGCUACGAGAUGCUGAAAGAACACGAGAGGAGGGAGUACCUGAAGAGUUUGGACCAGGAGAAGAGAGAGAACGAGGAGAAGAGAAUCGAGGAGCUGAAAGAAAAGCAUCGGCAACACCCUAAAGUUAACGCUCCGGGUAGCGUGGAUCAGUUACGGGAGGUCUGGAAAGAGACAGAUGGGCUGGAUCCACAGGAGUUCAAUCCCAAGACAUUCUUUAAUCUCCACGAUACGAAUGGUGACAGUGUGUUGGAUGAGCAAGAGCUGGAGGCCCUUUUCACAAAAGAGCUGGAGAAGGUGUAUGAUCCCAAGAAUGAAGAGGAUGACAUGAUGGAGAUGGAGGAGGAGAGGCUGAGGAUGCGAGAACAUGUCAUUCAAAACGUAGAUCUCAAUCGUGAUAGACUGGUCAGCCUGGAAGAGUUCCUCAAAUCUAUGGAGAAGAAAGAGUUUAACAACCCGAAGGAAUGGGAGACACUGGAUGAUACAAAGCCAGUGUACACCGAAGAGGAGCUGCAGCGCUUUGAGGCAGAACUUCGGGAUAGGGAGGUGGAGCUUGGCAGAAGGGCGGAGAAAUUACGACAGGAGCAGGAACUUCUCAAAGAGAGAAGCAAAGCCCUAGAAGCCCAGAAACGAGAAUAUCAGCAGGCAGUAAUGGAGAUGUCACAAAAACAAAAGGAGCAACAGGCACUGAGAUUUGAGACUUUAGUCUUUGUCUUGCCCAGCUUUGGCCAUUUGUGCUAA
Messenger RNA from Sinocyclocheilus grahami, 1327 nucleotides. RefSeq names its product nucleobindin-1-like. The transcript has 13 exons. The record is from RefSeq and is a predicted model, not a curated record. Lineage: Eukaryota; Metazoa; Chordata; Actinopteri; Cypriniformes; Cyprinidae. Bases 80 to 1327 code for a protein of 415 amino acids. Gene Ontology annotation, molecular function: calcium ion binding. Gene Ontology annotation, cellular component: extracellular exosome; endoplasmic reticulum-Golgi intermediate compartment.